This is a messenger RNA of Cavia porcellus (domestic guinea pig), 9700 nucleotides long. It is a transcript of the gene Traf2, whose product is annotated as TNF receptor associated factor 2. Gene Ontology annotation, molecular function: zinc ion binding; ubiquitin-protein transferase activity; tumor necrosis factor receptor binding. The record is from RefSeq and is a predicted model, not a curated record. Gene Ontology annotation, biological process: protein autoubiquitination; regulation of JNK cascade; activation of NF-kappaB-inducing kinase activity. Gene Ontology annotation, cellular component: cytoplasmic side of plasma membrane; cytosol. Bases 1913 to 3463 code for a protein of 516 amino acids. Lineage: Eukaryota; Metazoa; Chordata; Mammalia; Rodentia; Caviidae. The transcript has 11 exons.
ACCGAGGACUCUAGAGCCGGGGACGCAGCGAGCCUGUCGUCAGAAUGAUGAAUUUUGGACCCCAGGAAUCAAUCCUGCCCACGUAGACACAGCUCCUGGUCCCUGGUGGCCUCUGUGCACAGUUUGCUUGCGGGAAGUUGCCUGUUCUGGCUUUCAGCCACUCCACAGAGGCCAUGCCUGGCCCUACCCCGUGGCUCCUGUCCCUGUGACUCAGGUCGUUUCAUCUAGGAUGAUAGUGAGAUGUAGCAACCCGAGGUGACUUUUUAGCCAUGGUGGGUGUUGCACAUUUGCAGUCACAGCCACCUGGGAGGUUGAGGCAGGUGGAUCCGAAGUUUGAGGCAAUAGAAUGAGACCCUGUCUCUGAAACAAGCUGGGGACAUAGUGCAGUGGUAGAGUAGAGCCCUCUCAGCCUGUACAACUCUGAGUGUUCCAUUCCCCGUCUGCAAAAAUAAAGAAAUAAAAAAGCUGGGCCUAGCAGGUGUAAAACCCUAGUGCCACCCCACAAAAAAACUUGCUGUUUUAGAUGGAGCCCCUGAUCAUCCUAGACUUGUUCUUGAGUCUUUUUUUUUUUUGGCCUGCUUCAGUCUUUGAAAACAGUUUUGUUGUACUAUGCUUUAAGUAUCACACAAUUUGCUGUGUUAUGCUCACACAAAGGUCAUUGCUCUUGUGAACAGCAGGGAGGUUAUGUUAUAGCUGCCAUGGCCUCUCAUGGGCUGAGCAGGCAGCUGCUACCUUGGGGUUGAGCUGAGCCCCAGGCGGUGUCCAUGGGCCUCUAUGCUUGCUAAUGUGCCUGGGUGACCCUGCUUCCAGUGCUCAGGGUACUUCUAUACCUCUGUGCUUGCUAAUGUGCCUGGGUGACACUGCUUCCAGUGCUUAGGGUACUUCUGUGUCCAGGCAGUGUGACCCUGUCCUGUUUGCUACCUCUGAAUCCUGGCAGGACCUGGAAGUGUCCACGCAGUGGGUGGGUAUAGUGAAGGCCAUGGCACUGCCAGCUGCCGGUCAGAACCCAGCUGCUCCUAGAACCUUGAAGGAGCAGCUCUUUCCCUGGAGCUGUAAUUCUGUGGCUUUGGGUAUCACCCAGAAGAAGCUUCCAGGGAGAAAGCUCCCCUUCUUUUCACUGUUGUCUUCCCAGUGACAGCUUGGGCUUUGUCUGACCACCGGGUGCUCCAGCUACUCCUUUCCACCAGGGUGGUUGGUGUGUGGAUUCUGAUUGUGGCUGGGCAGGAAGUCCUAAGCACAGACAGGCAUGGACAUUAAGGACCAGAAAGGAAAACCCAGAUAGUGGAGUUGGGACUGGGGAUUUAGCUCAGCAGCACAAGCACCUGCCUUACAAGUGUGCAGUCAUGAGUUCGAUCCCUGGUACCGAUAAAAAUGAAAAAGACAAAAAAAAAAAAAAAAAAAAAAAAAAACCCAGAUAGUGCCUGGGGCCUGUGCUGGGUGCUGUCUGCUGGGUUUUCUCACUGCUACCUUUGCAGAGAGGGUAAGAGCUUUACCCAGAUGCCACACAAAGGUUACUCAUCUUCUCUGUCACCCUGCCCCUCCUGUGGAGGAGUGAGGGAGGAGGAACGCAGUGGAAACUGUCCCUAGGGUUGGGGCCCAGGCCGGCAGAGGAGUUGACAUUAGGGGAAGGGGUUGGGAGCUGGUGGUGACUUGGGGAGGUGAAUGCCUGGCAGGGAGGUAGGCACUGAGAGGUAACUUGGUCAGGAGAGUGCAGGACACGGGGCUGGGUAGUCAGCCUGUGUCCAGGGCUGGGUGGGGAGUAGAGCCGAGGACUGAGGGUGAGGAGAGCCUGGCUUCCAUCUCUAGGUCUGUGCCUGGCUCUGGCCUGGAUGCUGAUCCUUCUUCCAGUCUCUGCUCCAAACAGGCCAGGGGCACACAAGUGUGAGGAUGACUGUUGCAUGCACAUGCAUGCAUGGGACAACUUCUGGGCUGCGUGGCUGUGGGGGUUCCAGGUCUCAUGGCUGCAGCCAGUGUGACCCCACCGGGCUCCCUGGACCUUCUGCAGCCUGGCUUUUCCAAGACCCUCCUGGGGACCAAGCUCGAGGCCAAGUACCUGUGCUCCGCCUGUAGAAACGUCCUGCGGAGGCCCUUCCAGGCCCAGUGUGGACACCGCUACUGCUCCUUCUGCCUGAACAGCAUCCUCAGCUCCGGGCCUCAGAACUGCGCUGCCUGUGUUCAGGAGGGCAUCUAUGAGGAAGGAGUUUCCAUUUUAGAAACCAGCUCAGCCUUUCCUGACAACGCUGCCCGCAGGGAGGUGGAGAGCCUGCCAGCCAUUUGUCCCAACGAGGGGUGUACCUGGAAGGGGACCUUGAAGGAAUAUGAGAACUGCCAUGAGGGGCUCUGCCCAUUCCUGCUGACCGAGUGCCCUGCGUGUAAAGGCCGGGUCCGCCUCGGGGAGAAGGAGCGCCAUGCCGAGCAGGAGUGCCCAGAGAGGAGCCUGGCCUGCCGCCACUGCCGGGCACCCUGCUGCCGAUCGGAUCUAGAGGCACACCAUGAGGUCUGCCCCAAGUUCCCCUUGACCUGUGACGGCUGCGGCAAGAAGAAGGUCCCUCGGGAGAAGUUUCAGGACCACGUCAGGACGUGUGGCAAGUACCGGGUCCCCUGCAGGUUCCACGCUGUGGGCUGCCCUGAGCUGGUGGAAGCCGAGGAGCUGCAGGGGCACGAGGGGCAGCAGUUGCGAGAGCACCUGGCCCUGCUGCUGAGCUCCCUGCUAGAUGCCCAGACCCUUCCAGGAGGCCAGAGCCAGGCAGCAUCCGAACUAUUGCAGCAGUGCCAGGCCCUGGAGCGGAAGACAGCCACCUUCGAGAACAUUGUCUGUGUGCUGAACCGGGAGGUGGAGAGGGUGGCCGUGACUGCGGAGGCCUGUAGCCGGCAGCACCGGCUAGACCAGGACAAGAUCGAGGCCCUGAGCAACAAGGUGCAGCAGCUGGAGAGGAGCAUUGGGCUGAAGGACCUGGCCAUGGCUGACCUGGAGCAGAAGGUCCUGGAGUUGGAGGCUGCCACAUAUGAUGGGGUCUUCAUCUGGAAGAUCUCGGAUUUCAGCAGGAAGCGCCAGGAGGCUGUGGCUGGCCGCACACCAGCCAUCUUCUCCCCAGCCUUCUACACAAGCCGGUAUGGCUAUAAGAUGUGCCUGCGAGUCUACCUGAAUGGCGACGGCACCGGGCGGGGGACACAUCUGUCUCUCUUCUUCGUGGUGAUGAAAGGCCCUAAUGAUGCCCUCCUGCGCUGGCCCUUCAACCAGAAGGUGACACUGAUGCUGCUCGACCAGAACAACAGAGAGCAUGUGAUUGACGCCUUCAGGCCUGACGUGACCUCCUCAUCCUUCCAAAGGCCGGUCAGCGACAUGAAUAUUGCCAGCGGCUGCCCCCUCUUCUGUCCUGUGUCCAAGAUGGAGGCCAAGAACUCCUAUGUGCGGGACGAUGCCAUCUUCAUCAAGGCCAUCGUGGACUUGACUGGGCUGUAGUCACGUCUCCAGGCGCAGUGCUAGGGGAGAAGUCACCACGCUGGGCCAGGAUCCUGCACGCGGGUGGGCGGGCGGGCGGGAAGGAGCCGUUACCAUCCCAGUGCCAGAGACUGGGGAGCCGGUGGCGAGCCUCUGUCCUUUCUAGAUGGACCCUGCAGGGGCACUCAGGAGAGCCGUGUUAGCCAGGGCUCCUGGCCAGCUCUUGUGGCAGGUGUGUCCAUGGCCACUGGAAGAAGGGCUGCUGCCAGCAGAAUGACCCUGGAGUUCAGAGGCGGAGACUCCACAACUUGCACAGGAGUGCAGGCCUGAGGGGCUGCACUCGGGCUGUGGAGCCAUCGGUAUUAAAUUUUGAGAUUCCAUGGUAAGUGGUGUCCAUCUAGCUCCAGCCUGGACAGUGACGACUCUCAGGGCUCUUGCUCUUUCCUCCCGUGGGCUGUGAGCUCCUGGGGUCUCUGAGGCCGGGAUGAGUACAGGGAGGUGCAGCAGAGCCAGUCCUCAGCCGUAGGUGGGCGGGUUCUUUGUGCCCUGUACCUAAGUGUUGGUGCCUGGGUAUCAGCAGGUGGUCUGCUGCAGUGCUACAGCACAGGUGGGGUCAGCUUUCAGGCUCCCUGACACGGGUCAGGCAUCACACUGCUGUCACCCUGCAGCUCGCCAUGUGCACUUUGCAGGGGGUCGAAGCUUCUGUCCCACCUGGCUGUGUGACCUUUGCGCCUGUGUUUCUGUCUGGAAACAGUGUUGAAAGUGUGUAGCAACCAUCCCUUGUAUCCCCAGCAGAUGCUGGGUGAGCCUGGUAACCCUGCCCCGGUGGCCAUUAGGAGGCAACCCCCAUCCUCCUGAGACUCUGUGGCGACAGGCUCUUGGUGACAUCAACAGCGGCAUGGAUCUUGCUGACCUGGAAGUGGAGUUGGAGCCCAGGGCUCUUUGGCCAUUGUGAGCCUGGUCUCAGGGAGCUGGGCCUGAGGUUUCCAAGUCCCAGUCCUGUCGGCAGAGCACCUGCCUGGGGCUGGCAGGCUGCUGUGGGAGGAGUGGCCCUGGUCACUCAUGACUUCCCUGGGGAUGACUUGACUUCCCUAGGGAUGCAGCCACUCCAGUGUCUGCAGGGCUCGGCACCUUGGGGAUCUUUCCCAUGGGACCGCAGUGUAAGCUUUGGCAGAUUUCCCACUGGGACAUCAGACUUGGUUCCUCCUGAUUGAGGUCUCCCAGUGUCCUCACCUUUGGUUGCAUCUUUGAACUAUCUAUUCUGUUGAUGUAAAAAAAUUUUAACGUAGACAUGACUUCCUGAGUAAUGGUUUUAAAGUUUUGUUUUUAAUAUACUGAGAUUCUAUGUUGGGAAUUUGCAUAUGACGUGUUUUUAAAUUAGGUUCAGCUUAAAACUGUAGAUCAAUGAGUCCCUUUUCUUCUCUUGAAAUGGAGCUGGGAAGCUGAGACAGGAGGAUUGCUGUGAGUUUGAGGCCCAUCUGGGCUACAUAAGUUAGUUCAAGAAUAGUCUGGACUACAGAGUGAGAUCCUGGCUCAACAGAAAGGAAACAGAGGGUGUGGUUCAGUGGUAGGAAACGUGUUUAGCAUCUAUGAAGUCCUGGGAUCAAUCCCCAGUCCCAAGGAUAACAGAAGCAAAGCUCGCAGGUGGAUCUGUUGGCUGAGGUAUGGGAAGACGCUUACUCAGAGGCUAUAGUCUGGAAAGAGGGACUUGGGUAUGGCCCAUGGUGCAGGACUGGUAGCAGUUGCCCAGUGGAAGAGGCUGAGCUGGAACUGCCCACUUGCUGGGGCCCUGGGCAGGUCAUGGCUGGGAGCCAGAGGGGGUCACUGCAGUGGCUCUGCUGCCUGAGGGGGCAUCCUGACCUCAUCUCGAGGAGGAGGCCAGGCAGGGACCAUGGAGGAACUCAGGGCUAUGAGGCUUAGGGCUGCCGUUCAUCUCUUUCUGCUAAGACCCCAGUUUGUGCUUUCCCCAGGCACCAUCAGUGAUGUCGCUCCAGGGUGAUCAUCUCCACGAGGCCCCCGUCAGCAGCCACUGCCUCCCCCAAGCCCAACAGUGCGUGCAGGCUGCAGGUAGCUGUGCUGCCACGCUGCCGCUUUGUUAGGGCUGGGAGAACAAAGUCCUUGGAUGUGGUGACUUACUGCUGGAGGGACAUUGGGCGGUGGUUCCUACCAGGCGAGCUGCUGGGGAAAGCCUGCCGUGGACAUCAGCUCCUGGCUGGCCUGCGGCCGGGCCCCCCUCACCAGAGCCCUGCACCAGAGCCUCAUGCUCACCUCUGAGCAGCUGCCAGGCUUCCCGCACGGCAGCCCUCUUCACUUUCCAUCUAGGAGCGCUUUGUACUGGGUAUCCCCAUUUGGCUGAGCAGUGUCUACUGGAAUGGGUUGGGGGGUGGGGUUCCAGAGUCUCUGAGCUGCAACAGAGCUGCUGGAGACCUUUAUGUACAGGUUGCUUUUGAGCUAGGAUCAUUUCUCUAAGGGAAACUCUGAGACUGGGCUUUCUGGGUCACCUUGGGAGCAUUCUGUGUUAUUUCGUGUGUGUGUGUGUGUGUGUGUGUGUGUGUGUGUGUGUGUGUGUUGAGAAGGGGUCUAUCUAUAUAGUACAGGCUGGCUUUGAACCUACUUUGUGGCCCAGGGUGGCCCCGAACUUGUUGCAAUCCUCCUGACUCAGCCUCCCAUGUAGCUGGAACUACGGGUGUGGUCCACAGGUCAGAGUCACUGUAGUUGUGGUGGUACCUGAGCAGUGAGCUCUGUCGAUGGCUUUAAUUUCCAUUUUGCAAGUGUCAGGUGAGGUGGCUUCUUCCCUGGUACUGCACCAGGCACGCCUCCUAUUUGUGUUGUGGUUGAGCAGUGUUUUCUCACUAUGGUACGUGAGGGUCGGUCACACUCUGGACAGGUCAGGUGCACGAUUUGCAGCUGUGUUCUUUCUGCUGUCCGGUGUCUCUCCCUCCUGGCAGCACCUGUUGGAGGAAAGCACUGAGUCUUGGGGACGUCCUGCCUGUAGGGUCGCUCUCCAUGGCUGCGCUCAGGGCCCUGUUUGGAGGGCUCCCUGGCUCAGAUCGGCAGUUCCCCUGUGAGUUCGUCCCAGGUUCGCUCUGCAUUGAGCCUGCAGUUUCUCCAAGUCAGCAUGGAGAAAGAUGUGAGAGCUCUUGAGUUUUGUGUCUGUUUUUCACUGCUGGUGGCCACAACCAUGGGACCGAGGCACAGUGCCUGUGGGCUGGCCACUGCCUCUCCCCGGCAGGCUCAGCUGGGGGAAGAGCUCUUGCCCCGAGUUCAUGCUUCUGUCCAGGGCUAACCUGCUGCCCUAGUGUGAUCUGCUGUCCUCUGAUGACUGGUGUCUGCUCCUCCCCCAGCAGCUCCUGAAUACAGUCUUGCUUCUCAAAGUUGCCACCAUGUUUGUUACUCUGCCAAUGCACAUAAAUUUCACUCUCUGUAAGAGAUUGCUGGGGAGUCGGCACUGCCUCGGCCUGGGGUUCAGCCUGCGAGGAGGGGUGGCCUGCCCUGUUCUGUCCACAGCCUGUGGUUCUAGAGACCAGGCGUGUGUUUAUUUCUGUGGAUUCGAGGGGAUUUGACUGUAGGCAGUCGUGUCGUCUGGUGCUGAGGUGCUUCCCAGCCAUUAUAAAAAUACUGGCCAGGUGUGGUGGAGCACACCUGUUAUCCCAGCACUCAAGAGGCUGAGACAGGGGACUUAUCAUGAGUUCAAGGCUAGCCGGGGCAAUGUAGUGAGUUCAAGGUCAGCCUGAACUGCAUAGCAUGACGUUGUCUCAAAAAAACUAGAUAAAUAAAGUAAGUUUUAUUUUAUUUAUUUAUUUUUUUUUGGUCUUUUUCAUUUUUAUUGGUACCAGGGAUUGAACUCACGACCGCCUGCUUGCAAGGCAGGUGCUUAUGCCGCUGAGCUAAAUGCCCAGCCCUAAAGUAAGUUUUUAAAAAUUGUAGUAUAUUAAAAUUUUACCACUGUCCCCAAGUUGCGUCAGCUAACCUGGAACUUGUGAUUCUGCUGCCUCAGCCUCUUGGGAAGCUGGAUGGCAGGCAUGGGCCAUGGCCUCUGCCUGACCUGGUGUUUCAUCAAGUGUUCCUCUGCGUCCAGCAGUGUUUUAUGGCCAUUGCUCCUGACUGGCGGUGGCAGACCUGCAGCGCAUGUGGCUCUGUGGGCUGUUCCUGUCAUUGAGAGCUCUGAGAGGUUCACUGUCCCUGCUCCUGUCCCUGUGAUAUGCUGGCUCGCAGUCCUCAGUGUCUGGCUGAUCUAGUGUGCUGUCCAGGGCUAGGCUGCCUUGGGCACGCAGCGUGGGUUAAGGGUGCUAUGUGUUUGUGAGGCAUACCCGUCCGUCUGUGCACGGGAGCCCUCUUACCCACACUGUCACUUUGUCCGGCUCUGGUUAGCCUUGGUCAGCGGUGGUUGCCCAUGGUGUUUUCAGAACUACACCCUCAGUGGUUCUAAUCACACCCGCCAUGUGGUGCAGUCCUGGGACAGGCUUCCAGGCUCCACAUGGGUUCCCUGACCACCAUCGGCGGCUCGGGGCCACCUUGCUCUGGUGACUCAGGCAGCAGAGAGCAGCUCUGGGUGCUUCCUAGGGCAAAGGGUGUGUGGCAGUGUGACAUUUGAGAGACCACAUGUCAUCACGGUGGUCUGUGCUGUUUAUGAAAUAAGCCCUAGGCCUGUGCGUUCUUGAAGGCCGGGCUCAACCCUGUCCGCCAGCACCCCCUGGGCAUCUUGAGCCUGUGUCUUGCAGAGUAGGGCACACUGUAUUGUCUUUCGUUUGGGUACUAAGGCUCACCAUGAGGAUGCUGGAUGGAAGUGAGGGUGUUGCCGUGACCAGGAUGCAUGGGACUGGGAAGCGCAUUGGGCAUGCUGAAAAGCUGGUGCUGUUAGGGUACCUGCUGAUUCCGAGGAGGGUGCAGCAGAGUUGGCGGACCAGGGGUCAGGUGUCUGCAGAAAGGCCCAGUGGCUAGGUCUCAGAGGGAAGUGAGGCACAGGGUUGUGGAAACUGGGGAGCAGAAGCUUUCUGCAGAGCCCAGGGGUCCUUGCUGCAUCCUAUGUGUACCGAGGUCUCCAGAAAGGUGGUAUUUAAGAGGGCUGAACUCAGGGGUCUGGCAAAGAAACCUCUAAGCAGCAGAGCAUUGCUGGCGCUAUGUGGUUGCUUUUUUGGUUUGACUUGUGUUUUUAAUUUUUCUUUUUUUUUGUCUUUUUCCUUUUUAUCGGUACCGGGGAUCGAACUCACAACUGCCUGCUUCCAAGGCAGGCGCUUAUGCCACUGAGCUAAAUCCUCAGCCCCAUGUUUUUAAUUUUUCUACAGCAAGGUACAGGGGGUAAGAUUUUUAAAGCACGGGCUUUACCACCAGAAAGGUUGAGAGAAAGUAGGGAAUUGAGAGCAUCUCAGCUUGCUCCAUGGAGAGAGAGAGCAUCGUGAGGACAGGAAUCUAAGGUUUGCGGAAUGCCCAUGUCUGUACCCUGGGGAGCUGGCAGCUGGGGAGUGCAGCCUGCACUGCCAGGGCUGCCGCAUGUCUAUGGGGUGCACUGGGCCCAGAGGUGGUAAAGCUGACUCUGCCUGCAAAGAGUGUGAACUCAGGACAGUGGUAGCCUCACUCACAUCUCCAAGGGCGCUGCAGAGGUAGGAAAGCAUUGCAGGCUGGAGCCACUGAAUAAGCCCUAGGGUAUGCCUGGUGUCACCUAGGAGCUUAGUCCCCAGGACCCAGAACUGAGGACCCUGGGGUACAGCCCCAACCAAGAGCUGCACCCACAGUGCUGUGGGAUGGAUGGGACCCAGGUCUCACUGGUGUCAGGAGGGUGGCCGUGACAGAGGCUCACCUCAGCCAGGGGCGUCUUCCCCGCUGGGCCUGUGACUGGCUUUUAUCCACCUGUUGCCCUCUGACCCGCCUGUCCUGUGCCCAUAUCGCCAAAACUCACGGGCUCUUAGGGGAGUCAGCCAUGGCCACAUGCUGGGAAGUGACCAUCCGAUGGCCUUGGCUAUGUUCGCAGGUGAGCAGCACAGCAGUUUGGGGGCCCAGGACAUGAUGCUGUGGUUUGAGUGUCCCUGCCAAUGUCACGGUGAAAUUUAACUGCCAUGCAGCCGUGCAGAGGCGGCUGGCACAUAGCCAUGGCAGCCCAAGUGACACUGGAGCAGUUGGAAAACAUGGGUGUCCCCUCUCCUGCUACGUUGACCUCCACCAAGGGAGGACACAGCAUGAAGUCCCCACCAGAUGUGCCCCAGAUGUUGGACCUCCCACCCUCCACCCAUGAGCCAAUAAAUCUCUGACCAUUAUCAGUCA